AUGUCCAAGAUCGUCACGGUCAUCGGAGCCACUGGUAUCCAGGGUGGCUCAGUCAUCAGAGCGAUUCUCAAGAACCCCAGUUAUACCAUCCGAGCUCUCACCCGCAACGUGGAAAGCUCUGCCGCUCUAGCCCUGAGAGCUCUUGGUGUCGAGGUUAUUCAAGGUGAUAUCAACGACAUCGACUCCCUCCGUGUAGCCUUUGACGGCAGCUACGCCAUCUUCGCCGUAACCAACUUCUUCGAGAAUAUCCCCACACUGAGCAUCAAAGAAGCCAUGGAGAAAGAGACACGCCUAGGCAUCAACCUAGCAGAAGCGGCCGCCUCGACAAAAUCUCUAGUCCACUACGUAUGGUCGACUUUACCCAACUCACGUAAGAAUACCAGCGGUACCGUCGUAGUCCCCUUCUUCGAGAGCAAAAACGCCGUCGACGAAUACAUCAAGACGAAGCAACCGGAGCUGCUGGCCAAAACUACCUUUCUCCGCUUAGGCUGGUACGCAAGUAACAUGGCAUACCCGUGGUUCAAGCCCAGCAAAAUACACACUACAGAUAGCAGUAAAGUCCAUCUCCAGGUCAUCAGCAUGCCACCCUCAGUCACUAUACCGCUCCUCGGUUGCGAAAAGGUAAAUGUAGGCCUCUUCGCAAAGGCUAUCCUCGAUCAACCGGAGAAGACGCUGCCAGCCGGGACCGUGGCGGGUUUUGCUGAGAAGAUGUCGUGGAAGCAGAUGGUACAUUUUUAUGCAAAGGCGCAUGGCAUCGAGGUCAGAUGCGCACGCAUCUCCAGAGAGGACUACCGAGCACUUUGGCCAGUGUGGGGUGAGUUGAUGGGUGCGGCGAAUGAAUACUACGAGGUUAUGGGGCCUGGGGGCAUGCUGGGUCGCGACGAAGAGGAAAAUGUACUGGGGAGCGAGGAGCUGGGUGUGCAAGGGCUGGUGGGGGUUGCUGAUGCAUUUGCUAGGAUGAAGAGUCUCGAUUGA
Molecule: messenger RNA, 975 nt
Organism: Alternaria burnsii
Lineage: Eukaryota; Fungi; Ascomycota; Dothideomycetes; Pleosporales; Pleosporaceae
Exons: 1
Coding region: 1-975 (324 amino acids)
Source: RefSeq, a predicted model, not a curated record